This is a messenger RNA of Neltuma alba, 2935 nucleotides long. Its product is annotated as adoMet-dependent rRNA methyltransferase spb1. Gene Ontology annotation, cellular component: nucleus; preribosome, large subunit precursor; nucleolus. The record is from RefSeq and is a predicted model, not a curated record. The transcript has 11 exons. NCBI's taxonomy places the organism in Eukaryota, Viridiplantae, Streptophyta, Magnoliopsida, Fabales, Fabaceae. Gene Ontology annotation, biological process: rRNA methylation; maturation of LSU-rRNA from tricistronic rRNA transcript (SSU-rRNA, 5.8S rRNA, LSU-rRNA); maturation of 5.8S rRNA from tricistronic rRNA transcript (SSU-rRNA, 5.8S rRNA, LSU-rRNA). Bases 284 to 2791 code for a protein of 835 amino acids. Gene Ontology annotation, molecular function: rRNA (guanine) methyltransferase activity; rRNA (uridine-2'-O-ribose)-methyltransferase activity.
ACUAAACCCCUAGGCGUUUCCUUUGUAGCUGUUUUCGUUCUCUCCUCCUCAGCUCCGCCACAACGUCUCCUGGCAGAGCUGCAGCACUACUUUCGGCUUUCGACAGCACUGCUGCACCAUCUGAUCAAUCUCUCUUCCUCCUUUGGCUUCGUCUGACUUUCCUUCAUCGCAUUCGCACCGAUUCGCAGCGCGCCACCUCCUCCGUCUGAAUUUAUCUUACUCAGUUCCUCCCCUGACGUAUUCUUAUUGACUCAGGCUUCCCUUCUAGGGCUGAGCCGAACUUAUGGGGAAGGCAAAGGGUAAGCAUCGUUUGGAUAAGUACUACCACUUAGCCAAAGAACAUGGCUACAGAUCCAGGGCUUCAUGGAAGCUUGUCCAGCUCAAUUCUAAGUUUCGGUUUCUUGAAUCUGCCCAUGCCGUUCUCGACCUCUGUGCGGCGCCAGGUGGCUGGAUGCAGGUGGCCGUCCAACGCGUUCCGGUUGAUCAUCUCGUCCUCGGUGUCGACUUGGCUCCGAUUGCACCUAUUAGAGGUGCAAUCGCUAUUCAGGAGGACAUAACGAAGCCUGAGUGCAAGGCGAAGAUUAAGAAGUUGAUGAAUGAACAUGGCUGCUCGGCCUUUGAUGUAAUUCUGCACGAUGGAUCGCCCAAUAUUGGUGGAGCAUGGGCUCAGGAAGCCAUGAGUCAAAACGCUUUAGUAAUUGAUUCGGUCAAGUUGGCCACUCAGUUUUUGGCACCCAAGGGUACAUUUGUCACCAAGAUUUUCAGGUCACAGGAUUACAGUUCCAUUCUGUAUUGCAUGAAACAGUUAUUUGAAAAGAUUGAGGUGGAUAAACCAGCAGCUAGUCGUUCUGAAUCUGCAGAAAUAUAUGUUCUUGGCCUUAAGUAUAAGGCCCCUGCGAAGAUUGACCCACGUCUUCUUGAUGUGAAGCAUUUGUUUCAGGGUUCUGUGGAGCCUCAGACAAAGGCGGUGGAUGUUCUUAGAACAACAAAGCAAAAGAGACAUCGUGGCGGCUAUGAAGAUGGAGAUACGACAUUAAGGAAGGUGUCUUCAGCUGCAAAUUUUAUCUGGUCAGAUUCCCCUUUAGAGAUCCUUGGUACCGUCACUUCCAUAACCUUCAAUGAUCCGGCUGAUUUAAUAAUCAAGGAUCAUGACUCAACAACAGAAGAGGUGAAAGCUCUCUGUGAUGAUUUACGGGUUUUAGGGAAGCAAGACUUCAAGCAUCUGCUAAAGUGGCGGAUUCACAUAAGAAAAGCUUUGUCACGCACGGAAAAGAGUGAUACUCCUAUGAGGACUGAAGUGGAAGAUGAGAAUAAGAAGGAUGAUGAUAAUAAGGAGGAUGAAGAUGAUAAAAUACUUAAUCAAAUGGAGGAAUUGACUUAUGCAAUGGACCGCAAGAGGAAACAUGAAAAGAAGCGUCUGGCCAAAAGAAAAGCGAAGGAGAAGGCACGCCAAGCAACUGGGAUGCAAAUCGAUGCAUUAGAAGAUGGUUAUAUUGAUCACGAGUUGUUUUCUCUUUCAUCUAUCAAGGGGAAGAAGGAUCUAGUAACAUUAUCUACUACAGAAUAUGAUGGUGAUGAAGAUGAAUUGAAGGAUAGUGAUAAUGAAGAAACAAAUGAUGGUCAAGAGAAUUCAUCUAGUGACGUAGAAGAUUCUGAUGAAGAGCAUAGAAGAUAUGAUGAGAAAAUGGAAGAGUUAUUUGAUCAAGCCUAUGAACGUAUCAUGGCUAAAAAGGAAGGUACCGCAAAGCAACGGAAGCGUGUGAAGAAAUCCUAUGAAGUGGAGAAUCAACUGUUGGAGGAUGGUGAGGCUGAUAAUAUUGUUCACUCCAAGUAUGAUUCCGAUGAAGAGCAAGGAGAUCAAGAAGCAAAUCCUCUGAUGGUUCCUCUUGAUGAAGGUUUAGAGCCCACCCGAGAGGAGAUAAUGAAGAAAUGGUUUAGUCAAGAUGUCUUUGCCGAAGCUGUAGAGGAAGGAGACCUUGGAAACGAGGGUAGUGAAGAUGACAUGGAUAUAGCUGAGCAUGAGGAAAAGCCUUCUGUUACAAAGGAGGCAAUAAAAAGCAAGACAAAGUCUUCUGCUGGAAUGAAUAACCUUAAAUCUCAAGCACCCAAGGUAGAGGAUGAUUUUGAAAUAGUUCCCGCUCCUGCUACUGAUUCAAGUGAUGACUCAUCGUCAGAGUCGGAAGAUGUUGAUAAUUAUUCUGUUGAGGAAAAAGCCGAGAUAUUAGCUUACGCAAAGAAGUGUCGGAUGAAAAAGCAACGGGAACGGAUGCUAGACGAUGCUUACAACAAGUAUAUGAAUGAGGAUGAGGCGGGAUUGCCCAAGUGGUUCGUGGAGGAGGAAAGGCGCCAUCGCCAACUAAUAAAGCCAGUGACCAAAGAGGAAAUUGAGGCAAUGAAAGCACAAUUUAAGGAAAUCAAUGCUCGACCUGCCAAAAAGGUUGCAGAGGCCAAAGCACGAAAGAAGCGUGCUGCAAUGAAGAAACUUGAGAAGGUACGAAAGAAGGCCAACGCUAUAUCAGAGCAAGCAGAUAUAUCUGAUCGUUCCAAGGGGAAGCAAAUCGAACGGCUAUAUAAGAAAGCUGCGCCAAAGAAGCCUCAAAAGGAAUAUGUAGUUGCAAAGAAAGGGGUCCAAGUUAAGACAGGCAAGGGGAAGGUCCUUGUUGAUCGGAGGAUGAAGAAGGAUCUUAGGAAGCGGGGAACGGGUAAACCUGGAAAAGGAAGUUCCAAGAAGGGCGUCAAAGCACCCAAGGGCAAAGCAUUUUCAAAGGCUCCGAAACAGGGUAGAAAGUGAAAUCAAGGGAUAUUGUUGGGCAAAUUUUGACUUACAGAUUGGACUGUUCUCUUCUCGUUGCAUUUGACCUUCUUUCUAUUUCUAUUUUGGUUACUUAUUAUUCUUAUUUUACCAGUAGAUUAUUAUAUUUGUUUUGUUACCAUA